ACCUCAGGGGGGCGGAGCCGAUGCCUCCGAAGCGGAAGUGGGUCGCUGAUGAGGCGGCGGCAUCUUGCUUGAGGGGCUCUCCUCGGCGGCCGGAGAAGGAGCUUCCUCUCUGGAGUGUGACGGCGGCGGCGCCUGCGGACCUAACCAGCUACAGGACUUGAAAAUACUGGAAAUCUGCCCAGAUCCAAAUUCUUCUGCAAGCCAGAUGAGUAAUCAGAGGGCAUGAAAGGUUGAGAACACUUGACUUCCCUGCAAACCUUGGCAUAGAUCACUUCCUUUUCUGUACAUUGGCACCAAAGAGCACAAUGAGUACAAGAAAGCGUCGUGGUGGAACAAUAAAUUCUAGACAAGCCCAGAAGCGAACUCGGGAAGCAGCCUCCACCCCAGAGAUUUCCUUGGAAGCAGAACCCAUAGAACUUGUGGAAACUGCUGGAGAUGAAAUUGUGGACCUCACCUGUGAAUCUUUAGAGCCCGUUGUUGUUGACUUGACUCACAAUGACUCUGUUGUGAUUGUUGACGAAAGGAGAAGACCAAGGAGGAAUGCUAGGAGGCUACACCAGGACCAUGCUGACAGCUGUGUGGUGAGCAGUGACGAUGAAGAGCUGUCCAGGGACAGAGACGUGUAUGUGACUACCCACACUCCCAGAAACACCAGGGACGAGGGCGCUGCAGGCCUC
Messenger RNA from Cebus imitator (Panamanian white-faced capuchin), 677 nucleotides. RefSeq names its product ring finger protein 4 (gene RNF4). The transcript is spliced from 6 exons. Gene Ontology annotation, biological process: positive regulation of transcription by RNA polymerase II. The annotation marks the transcript as partial. Gene Ontology annotation, molecular function: transcription factor binding. The record is from RefSeq and is a predicted model, not a curated record. NCBI's taxonomy places the organism in Eukaryota, Metazoa, Chordata, Mammalia, Primates, Cebidae.